This is a messenger RNA of Suillus fuscotomentosus, 2088 nucleotides long. RefSeq lists its product as uncharacterized. Bases 1 to 2088 code for a protein of 695 amino acids. The record is from RefSeq and is a predicted model, not a curated record. Lineage: Eukaryota; Fungi; Basidiomycota; Agaricomycetes; Boletales; Suillaceae. The transcript has 8 exons.
AUGACACAGACAGAGAUUGAUCAUUUUCUCAAACUGUCUUGGUUCAAUGUGAAAGAUAAGCCCGCAUUCUCAUGUGCUCGAGAACUAUUGUCCUGGAUGGACCUGUUACCUCCUGGGCCAAAAUGGCAGACCACACAGUUUGAAGUCCAGGGGUACACCACUGACACUCCCAUUCAUCUAAUAUGGUGUGAUGGCCUUGAAGUCGCGAAGAGCCUCUUUGGAAACCCUAUUUUUGCUCAAAAUAUGUCUUUUGACCCUCUGCAUGAUCAGCUGCCUGAAGGGGCGACUAUUGUGCCCAUAAUAGCUGCAUCAGACAAAACACCAGUCACAAGACAGACAGGCGGUCUGGAAAUGCACCCUCUUUUCCUCACUAUUGGCAACAUCAACUCUGAUGUUCAUAUGAAGGCUACAUCCCACACUUGGCGAUGUGUGGCGUAUAUGCCGAUCCCAAAGUUUGAAACACAUCCCAAUUAUCAUACGAUUCUGAAGUCGCAUGUCUGGCACAAGUGUGUCGACUUAGUCUUUGCUGGCUUAAAAGUUGCAGCAAAAGUCAGCAAGUUUAUGCCUGACCCCUUGUCAAUUGACCCAUGGAAUCUUGACCAGUUCCAGAAGAAGUCAAAGGAGCUUCUCCUUCUAGGUGUUCAUCUUCCAUUCUGGCAUGACUGGCCACUUACCCAGGUUUUUAUUUUCCUUGUCCCUGAAAUCCUUCACACCCUGCACAAAUUCUUCUUCAACCAUCUGUUGCAAUGGUGUAAAGAAGUGGUUGGAAAUGACGAGCUCGAUGCAUGCUACAAGAGCCACCACAAAUGUAUUGGCAUGCAUCACUUCUCUUCUGGGAUCUCACAUCAUCAUGAUAUCCAGUGCACCAUUGUUGCCAUGAUUUCGGGUGCUGCUCCUCCUGAAUUUGUGCGACCUAUUCGUGCUCUCAUCAACUUCAUGUAUCAAGCACAGAACCCCAUCCAUACAGAAUCAAGCAUCGAAGCAAUGCAAGUGUCACUUAACAAAUUCCACAAUUGCAAGGUGGCAAUCCUGGAAGCUGAAGCACGUCAGGGGAAAAGCAACAUCAAGGAGGAUUUCUACAUACCAAAACUCAAACUCCUUCUGAGCUUCGCAGAGGCCAUUAGGAACAACAGUGGACUUGUUCAGCUCACUGUGGAUGUUAGUGAACAGCUUCUAAUCACACAUUGCAAAAGCCCGUUCACGAGAAUGAGCAAACAGAAAGAUUUCGGGGAGCAGAUCGUCCACAUCCUUGAUCGUGAAGAGUGGAUGCGGCAGUUCAAUCUAUAUCUCCUCCUUUGCCAACACAACCAAGCUCUCAUUAAUGCCGUUGUCGAUGAAGAUGAAGAAGUAUGCACCACGGACCCAACAAUGGCAUGGGUUUCUCAUGUCACCCCCGACGCACAUCAUCAUUUCAGUGCCCCCAGGCCCAUACACAAUCAUUUUACCAAGGGCAUCCUCUCCAAUAGUGCCAAUGCAGCACUUACCGUCACUCGCUCUCCUGAUGGCUCAAAUCUCAGCUGGCCUGAUGUGAUGCACACCUAUGGACUCCCUGACCUUCGUCACAAGUGCUUCUGGAUGUUUAGCGCCAUCAAGGUUUGGUCCAAGUUUCAUAUCCACCUACAUUUGACAUUUCACCCAUCAAUCAUCAUGCCCAGCCAAGCUGUCCAAGCCAAACUGCCAAGUGAUGCAUUUCCACCCAGAAAUUGUGAUGUGAUUUUCUUAGACAUGAAUCAAGGUGCAAAUAACCCUGGUUUUUCAGUUGCUCAAGUUCGCAUUGUAUUCCAGCUGGCUCCACCCCAGUGCUCAACUGCAAAACUUCCUGACUUCUUGUCGCACCCCCUCCUCUAUAAGCUCAAGAGGGUCUAUGCACCUGAAAUGCAGCCCAAAACCUGCACCAGGUUUGUCAUUUCCAUAACAGAGGUAACACACCCUGUGGAGUUGGUCCUGGUGUAUGGAGAAAAGGUUAACCGUUCCUUGACUUUAACAAUGUCUCAAGAGCACUAUGACCACUUUUAUCUCAACUGUUAUGUGGAUAAGGAGAUUUAUAAUGUGUUGCAUGAAUCAUUGGACACUGAGUAUACUCUUUAG